Naegleria gruberi is the source of this 1119-nucleotide messenger RNA. RefSeq lists its product as uncharacterized. The record is from RefSeq and is a predicted model, not a curated record. The transcript is spliced from 3 exons. Bases 1 to 1119 code for a protein of 372 amino acids. Lineage: Eukaryota; Heterolobosea; Eutetramitea; Acrasida; Naegleriidae. Gene Ontology annotation, molecular function: protein binding.
AUGAUUUCUGUUGAUUCCGUUCGGUUUGAAAGGAAUUUUAAAGCAGCACAUGAUGAAUUAUUGAAGGCUAUUGAUUUAUGCCCAUUCCAACCAGAGGCUUAUUAUAAGAGAGCACUACUGUAUUUUCAGACAAGUAAUCAAAAGGAAAUGCUUCGGGCUGUCACGAUCACAAAAUUCGUUUGUAGAGGACAUCCAUUUUGGACUUUGUUAUGUGAUGGAUAUAUAGAGGAGGUUGCACAAAAUUAUAGAAAAUCUAAAGAUUUAUAUUUGAGUGCUUUUAAAAUUGAAAAGGAAACAGUAUUGGAAUAUUAUCAAUCAUUUUAUUCGAUAUCAAGAAAUAUGGCAGAAACAAUGUAUUCAUUGUUUGAUAUUUUUACACCAUUCUUUUCAAUCUUCAACGCUGGUUGUGUUAUGAUGGAUAUUGAUUUAUAUGCUGAUGCAAUCAAAGAAUUUGAAAAUGCAAUCACAAGCUUGGAAAAUGGUUGUAAUGUUCCAAAUUUUUACUAUCCAGAGCAUAAAGAAAGAAUACUCAAGGUGGGAAGAGCACUAUGCUAUAACAAUAUUGGAUGUUGUUAUAUUAACACGGAAUCUGAAACAGCACUUAAAUAUUUAGGUAAAGCUGUUGAAAAUUGCUCUAACUAUAUACUUGUUUACUCUAACAGAAUGUCUACAAAUGCUAGAACGGAUAAUUACGCUCAGAUUGUGGAAGAUAGUGAGACAGUAUUGAAAUUUGUCACAAACCCUGAUCAGGUGGAAGUAAUGGAAGUUGAACGAAUCUCGGCUCUGGAAAAAAUGCUAAGGAAUAAUCCUUAUAAAGCCUAUUCGAAACAAAAAUUCAAGGAAGAAUUAGAGGAAUUAAGCAAGAAAUACCCAAAAAAUUAUACAAUUUACAUUACACAAGCAUGCUCUUCAAAUUCACUUGAAGACGCUAUUUCCAUUGUUGAUCAAGGAAUUAAGAAUAUUGAUGGAUCUGCAGUUGAAAAUGAAUACAAACUCCUAACGUUAAUUGAGUUUAGAUCUCAAUUGCUUAAUGGAAUUGGGAAAACAGCUGAAGCUGACAAGGAUCUAAAUUUUGUAACAAUGGCUUUUCAAUCAGAGUAUUUACUGAGAAUCGAAUAA